AUGGAUUUGAUGGGAAAUUGGUCCCGAGUAUAUCCACGGGUCCUGAAAGAAAUCAUUCUAAGGCCUCUAGCAACCCCUCCCCUUCUUCAGAAUAUGAUGAUGGUAUACCCGGAAGAGUCGGGGAGGCUAGUUCCAGCACAUCUCCCGUGCUUAGCAGACAUCAAAAAAAUUUCCGAAAUAGUGGGAAUAUAUCUGAGUUGGUGGAUGAGAAAGACAAUCGACGAGUUUUCAGCAGAAGCAAUACCAUGGGAGCUGCAGUUCCUUUCCGACCCCGUACCUGUGCUUCCUCGAGAGCGAAAAGCCCUAUCAAUUACCAAGAAUUGGCUAAUGGUGCAAGCGGGAAGCGAAACCGAUAACGUCAAAUGGCUUCAUUUGACAAAGGUAUGUACCCAAAUAUCACUGAAAAUGGCGUGGGGAUUCUCGAAGAUGGACGGGGGAAUAAUGGCGGGGGUCAAGAUGAAGGUGAAUGGAGAUAUUCUGUUCAGUUCGAAAGCAGAAAGAAUGGUGACGAUCAACUACCAGACACACCCGGAUAUUCUCGGGGAGUUAUUAAACCUUCCACCUCUCAAUCUGGGAAUGUCAAUUCUUCUUUGGAAUGCUAGAGGGGUGGCUCGUCAAGGUUUUAGAAGAAAUAUUAGGCAGUUAAUCAGGGACCAUGAUCCUAUGAUUAUCAUAAUCACCGAAACAAGGGUGGCUCGGGACAACAUUGAGGAGAUUAUUAGUAGCUUGCCCUUCAACUCGUUUGAAACUGUGGAACCGCAAGGCUACUCGGGAGGCAUUCUUAUGUUAUGGAAUGAGGGCCUUCACUCCUUCACAACCAUAACAAAAGAGCCACGAGCAAUUCAUGGUGUGAUUCAGGUUCAGAACUACUCUCCCUUUUUUAUUUCUGUUUUAUAUGCUAAUACAAAGUACAAAGGUAGACUUGAAAUGUGGGAUAAUCUUAUUAACACGAGCAAAAAUAUUAGCAUGCCUUGGCUUGUUACUGGUGACUUUAAUGAAGUAAUUUACCACCAUGAAAAGUUUGGAGGCAAUCCUCCUAAAGACUAUAAAAUGCGGAAGUACAAGGAAACUAUGGAAAUUUGUGGUUUGCAUGAUCUGGGUUUCAUUGGCAGCAAGUAUACUUGGUUUAAUAAAAGAAGGAGCUAUCCUAUUUUUGAAAGAUUAGAUAGGGGGUGGGGUUGUGAUAAUUGGGCUUUAACUUUUCCUAAUACUGUUGUGAACAAUCUUCCUAGAUUAUCCUCUGACCAUAACCCCCUGCUAAUCACUCUAAAAACUGCUGAAAAGGAAAAGGUGAAAAAGUUUUUUAAAUUUGAACCCAUGUGGCUCCAAAAUCCCCCUUUUGAUCCUUGGGUUAGACUCCAGUGGACUGCAAGUCCCAACCUUUUGCAUUGUAAACUAGCGGACCUAAGUAGGGAAAUACCUUCUUGGAUCCAAAAGGAUAAUGACAUUUUUAAGAAGAAAAAAAUCUUGCAGGCGCGGCUUGUAGGGGCCCAAAGAGCUUUUGAAGCUGAACCAAAGAAUCCCUUCCUUUUCGACCUUGAGGCAAAAUUAAAUGUUGACCUUAAUCUAGUUUUAGACCAAGAGGAGGAAUACUGGCACAUCAGAUCUAGGACUAAUUGGUUAAUGCUUGGUGAUCGCAAUACCCAUUUUUUCCACCUUUCGACUAUAUUUAGAAGAAGAGCUAAUAAAAUUAUAAUGCUAAAAGAUGAUGUGGGAAAUAUCAUCACAAAUCCGAACGAUAUUAAUAAAACCAUUUUUCUCCAUUAUAAGAAUAUCUUUUCAUCCGAAGGAUCCGUAAUGCCUCCCGAAAUUAUUUCGCGUGAAUCCAUCAACUGUAGCUUGGUGCCCUCUCUAGUGGAAGUUAAAGAGGCUGUGUUCUCAAUUGGAGGCACCAAAGCGGCAGGUGAUGAUGGUUUCCAUGCUCUUUUAUACCACCACUUCUGGGAUACCAUUAAAGAGGAUUGUUUCAAUUGUGCUGCAGUCAUUUUCAGAAAUUGUGAGGUCCCCAAAUCUUGGAAUUCGACCCUUAUCUCGCUUAUCCCAAAAAUUGAGAACCCUCUACGGCUUAAUAACUUCAGGCCUAUAAAUUUAGUCAACACCUGUUAUAAAAUUGUGACAAAAAUAAUCGUUAGUAGAAUUAGGCCUCAUCUUCAAAAUGUUAUCUCUCCUAAUCAGAAUAGUUUCAUUGCGGGUAGGGGUGCGGAGGAGAAUUACAUUAUUGCAUCGGAAAUUCUCCACUCUAUGAAUAAGAAGAAGGGGGAAAAAGGGCCUCUUUGCUCUUAA
Beta vulgaris subsp. vulgaris (sugar beet) is the source of this 2283-nucleotide messenger RNA. RefSeq lists its product as uncharacterized. The record is from RefSeq and is a predicted model, not a curated record. Gene Ontology annotation, molecular function: catalytic activity. NCBI's taxonomy places the organism in Eukaryota, Viridiplantae, Streptophyta, Magnoliopsida, Caryophyllales, Amaranthaceae. The transcript has a single exon. Bases 1 to 2283 code for a protein of 760 amino acids.